Theileria orientalis strain Shintoku is the source of this 1329-nucleotide messenger RNA. Its product is annotated as enolase. The transcript is spliced from 2 exons. Gene Ontology annotation, biological process: glycolytic process. Bases 1 to 1329 code for a protein of 442 amino acids. Gene Ontology annotation, molecular function: phosphopyruvate hydratase activity; magnesium ion binding. Lineage: Eukaryota; Apicomplexa; Aconoidasida; Piroplasmida; Theileriidae. Gene Ontology annotation, cellular component: phosphopyruvate hydratase complex. The record is from RefSeq and is a predicted model, not a curated record.
AUGGUUAGUGUAACAUCUCUUAAAGCGCGUGAAGUAUUAGAUUCCAGAGGGAAUCCUACCGUUGAGGUAGACCUAUUGACAGAAGACGGGUUGUUUCGUGCAGCUUGCCCUUCUGGAGCUUCGACAGGAGUCUACGAGGCCCUUGAACUCCGCGACGGCAACAAAAAACGCUAUUUGGGGAAGGGUGUACUGAAAGCCGUAGAAAAUGUUAACACAGUCAUACGGAAUUCAGUCGUUGGACUCGAUCCAACAAAACAGAAGGACCUGGACAACCUGAUGGUCCAGGAGUUGGACGGAACGCAGAACGAAUGGGGAUACUGUAAGUCGAAACUGGGAGCGAAUGCAAUCCUGGUAGUUUCGAUGGCAGCAGCGAGAGCAGCGGCAGCGCACCUGAGUGAGCCGCUGUAUGUGCACCUGGCCAAGCUGGCUGGAAAGACCACGGACAAGUUUGUGCUCCCACUACCCUGCCUCAACGUAAUCAACGGAGGAUCACAUGCGGGAAACAACUUGGCAAUGCAGGAGUUCAUGAUCCUGCCCACAGGAGCAAGCACGUUCAGAGAGGCGCUGCAAAUGGGAGCGGAGGUGUACCACACACUUAAGGGAGUGGUGAAGAAGAAGUACGGGCAGGACGCGACUAACGUAGGAGACGAGGGAGGAUUCGCACCAAACAUUAACUCGGCAGAAGAGGCACUGGAUCUACUGGUGGACGCAGUGGAAAAGGCAGGCUUCGUGGGAAAAGUUAAGUUUGGAAUGGACGUGGCAGCGUCGGAGUUCUUCGUGAAGGAGAAGGGAGCGUACAACCUGGGAUUCAAGUCGGACAAGGAGGUCCUGAAGACAGGAGAGGAGAUGGUGGACUACUACGCAGAGCUCUGCGAAAAGUACCCAAUCGUGUCAAUAGAGGACCCCUUCGACCAGGAUGACUGGGAACACUACAACAAGCUGACGACUAAGCUGGGAGAGAAGGUGCAAAUAGUGGGAGACGACCUGCUGGUGACAAACCCGAAGAGGAUACAAACUGCGCUGGAAAAGAAGGCGUGCAACGCACUGCUGCUCAAAGUGAAUCAGAUUGGAUCAGUCACGGAGUCAAUGGAGGCAUGCCUGCUGGCACACAAAAACCACUGGGGAGUGAUGGUCUCGCACAGGUCAGGAGAAACGGAGGACACGUUCAUAGCGGACCUGGUUGUGGGACUGGGAACAGGCCAGAUCAAAACAGGAGCGCCCUGCAGAAGCGAAAGGAACGCGAAGUACAACCAGCUGCUGCGCAUCGAAGAGGAGCUGGGCGAAAAGGCGAAGUACGCAGGAGUUGAAUUCAGAACAGUAGGACACUAG